Messenger RNA from Oncorhynchus keta (chum salmon), 3924 nucleotides. Its product is annotated as telomere repeats-binding bouquet formation protein 1-like. The transcript has 21 exons. Gene Ontology annotation, biological process: homologous chromosome pairing at meiosis; meiotic attachment of telomere to nuclear envelope. The record is from RefSeq and is a predicted model, not a curated record. Lineage: Eukaryota; Metazoa; Chordata; Actinopteri; Salmoniformes; Salmonidae. The coding region runs from base 133 to 3303 and encodes 1056 amino acids.
UGUUGAUAUUUAGCUAACGUUAGCUAGGUUUAAAAAAAAAAAGUCCCUGGCUUCGUUCGGCCUCCGACAAGUCGCGCCUUUACGGAGGCCAAUCAAAAACGGUGGAGGUACAUCCAUCCGGUGCACCAGCAAAUGCAUCAACACAUAAACAUCUUAAAGUCUGUUUACUGGCCAGCAAAUGACAAUCUCGAUCCAUUGAAAAUGGAAAUGUAUGUUUCCAGCAUAAGCAAACGUAAUGCCACAAAGACAGAUCUGAGUUUGUUGCUGGAGUGUCUGAAGUACCAGAUGAAAUGUCCUGCUUCACAGAAACAAGCUCUUUUCACCAUCUACUCCAUCUGUCAACAGAGAGAAGAGAAUGUGGACUUCUUCAGAGAGAUGGGAGGAGUGGUGUUUGUGUACAACCUCUCUAAAUCCAGUGCUCACUCAGAGGUCAGGGAGACUGCUCAGUUCACACUGGGAAUGCUGGCAGAGGCCAAUGUGUACUGUAAGCAGGCCCUGUGUAGGAGGGAGACAUUCAGUGAUCUGGCCGAGUGUCUGAUGCAGCAGGACAGUCCACUGACCCAGAGGAGAGUAGCUGUCUACCUGCUCUCUGUCCUCGUCGCCAACAACAGGUCUGGCCAGAAGUUCGCUCAGACCUCAGGCUGUCUGGAUAUCCUGCUGGACUUGUUCAGAACUAGUUUCCCUCUCUCUGGUGAGGCCACAGUGAGACCUGCUAACGUCACUCAGCUGUUCCAACUCUGGACCUCUGUGUCCAGUGCUCUCUGUGGCUGUGUCAACAACCCCCAGAAUGAGGAGAGCCAGCGUAUGUGUGUGUCAGCCUUCCCCCUGGUCAAGGGCUGGCUGCAGCAGCUCUCUCACCCCUACGCAGAGAUGGUUCAGCCCAUCUGCUCCUUUAUAUCCAUGACUGUUGCCAACAACCAUUGUGCUCAGGAUAGUUUUUCCAUAGUCGGUGGGCUCGAAAAUCUGACACUCACUCUGAUUCGCUUAGCCUCUGAUGCCUCCCACAGCCCAUUGGCUUGUCAGCUGUCUGUCAUCAUGACCAAGACCCUGUCAGCCUGCAUCAUUGACAACCCUGUGUUGGCGUCAGGUCUGGCAGGUUAUGGUUUGGUUCCUCAGCUCCACUCCCUGCUGUCCAGCCGCAGCCUGGAGCCCCAAGACAGGCUCAUUGUCAUACUCACCCUGGGACACUGCACUGAGGCCUCUGAGGAGCACCGGUCUCAGUUCUUACAGUGUGGAGGUCUGUCCCUCAUCACUCUACUGACUGAGUCUACCAGUGAAGAGCUCAGAAAGGCUGCUGCCUUCAUACUGCAGACCUGCAAACAGGCUACUGUGUUUCUGCGCGGUGCGGUACAUGGGGAGUCUCAGGGUCAGACUGCAGAGCUGGAGCCCCCUGUGGACAUGGAGGGGUACUGGAGGUCAGCACGAGACAUGCUGCACAGGAUCAACCAGCUGGAGAGACAACAGGCUCAGGGAGCGGAGGAGGAGUGGGAGGGGGUUGAACCAAGUUCCCCAGACCGACAGAACCCUGCAGAAUGGGGGAGGAAGGAGCUACUCUUACCCCUACCUCUACCCCCAUCCUUAUCCCUACCGCCUCACCACACCUCUUUACCAUACCAGGAGUGGAAUGGAGGCAGGAGGUAUGAGGAAAGAGAGCGUUGGAGAGGAGUAGAGAGUUGGGGUCAAGAGAGAAGAGAGGAGGGAGGAGGAGAAGAGAGGGGGAUGUCCUGUGAACACACCCCAGUCUGGCCGGUUCUAGAGGGGAGGGGUGGAGAUGGAGAGAGAGAGAAUCUACACCAUAGAGUCCUAGAGGAGAAUCAACCCACAAACAGAGGGCAGGACCUAACGAAGCGUGUAAGGAGACAGACCAGUGAGGAGCCUCAGAAACUCAGCCGCAGCAGAGAGAGUGAGAGGGAGAAGAGAACACACACACAAAGGCACACCACUCUGCACAUGUACACACUUGGAAACACACAACCAGAGAAGGACAGGGGCUUGGCAGCUAAGAGAAAUACUUAUCCUCUCUACACAAACACACUCACAGAGAAAUGCACAAACACAGCAUCACACAUACAGACCGAGAACGGCAGAGACAAGCACCUUGGCAUGAGAGAGCAGGCUCACACACCGUCUGUGUCAGCCGUGGGCUAUGCUGGACCUUGUAGAGCUAGUGUCCCUGGGCAGCCCCGUGAUGGAGAGGAUGAGAGGUGUUCUGUAUAUCUGGGGACAGGAACACUGGUCCCUUCCUCCUCCAGUCCAUUAGAAGGACACUCCCAGACACACACACACAGCCAAGUGUUCAAGUGCCCAGCUCCAGGCAAGCCAGGAAUGAGCAGGCAGAAGAAACCGUUGGAUGAUGAAGGCUGUGUGUUCGGUUUGGUGACCAGCCGGUCGUUCCCUGUCCUCCAAAGGAACUGUCCCCACAGCUGUGACCUGCACCUGGUAUUGCAGCAGGCCACACACAGUUACACACAGCACCUCCGAGAUAUACGCAGGAGGAGAGAAAUACACACAACGGGACAGAGAGAGACUCGGCGAGGGACACAGAGCGUCUGGGAUCAUUGCAGAGAUAAGAUUCCUGAAGUGCUGAACACACCCACACACCGAUGUGAUUUGAAUUCGGAUAUGUGUCCUGUUGUAACAGAGGCCAGUCUGACUCCUGUCUGUAAAGAAACCCUCCUGAGGAGCUUCUCAACCAACAGCGGACAACGCAACACUGAUCACAACCAUGUGAGUCUCACUCCCCUUGAGACCUGUGGUCCAUGUGAAGGUAUCGCUUGGAAUCCUUUGCAUAAAGGUCUGAUGAAGAGCCUCUCUUCUGUGACCAGCAGGGGGCAGGAGAGAGGAGACAGAAGGGAGGACGGUGUCAUGGAUGAGGAGGACGGUGUCAUGGAUGAGGAGGACGGUGUCAUGGAUGAGGAGGACGGUGUCAUGGGUGGGGUGGACGGUGUCAUCGGUGGGGAGGACGGUGUCAUCGGUGGGGAGGACGGUGUCAUGCAUGAGGAGGACGGUGUCAUCGAUAAUCAGCAGAAGACUCUUUCUAUGGGAAACCCAUCUUUGACUCAGAGCAGUUCCAAAACCAAGGAAAAGAGGGUGAAUACCAAUGAGAGGAGGGAGAGGAGGAACUUCAGCCGUGAGGAGGAGAGUUAUCUGUGUCGAGGUAUAGAGCGGUUUGGUCCAUCCUGGAACUCCAUCCUUUGGGCCUAUCCGUUCCAGCCGGGACGCACCAACGUUGACCUGGCCAAGAAAUACAAACGCCUGCAGGCUAAAGCCCAGGGUAUGGAUUCAGAUUCCAUGAGAUCCUAGAAGAACACAUUGUCUAUUGUACAUACAUCACAGUCAUAUAUUUGAAAUACUUUAAUGUAAUAUUCAAUAGUAGUUUAAAUACUAUAAUUUAGUCCCCAGUUUGAAAUGAAUUACUAUGCUGUGCUACUGUAAAUAAAAUACAUAAUUUGUUAUUUAAGUUAGUACUAUAUUUGAAAGAUGUUAAUUUCAUGGUCAUGGAGGAUUAAUGAAUGGUCCGUUCUGUAUUUCUCAACCUUGUUGUUUUACACAGCAGUAUUUUGCUGCCUAUUUGAAGUAGUUGGAAUAUUGUUUGGAAUAGAAAAAUGGCAAUUAAUAUAAUAAUAAUUAUAAUAUAAUAAUAUAUGCCAUUUAGCUGACGCUUUUAUCCAAAGCGACUUACAGUCAUGUGUGCAUACAUUCUACGUAUGGGUGGUCCUGGGAAUCGAACCCACUACCCUGGCGUUACAAGCGCCAUGCUCUACCAACUGAGCCACAGAAGGACCAAUUAUUUGUGUAAUGAUUUGCACUUGACGGUUUCAUAAUUGAUCUUGUUCAUUGUUCAUGUAUGGAUUGAGAUUGAAAUGGUUGUUCACUCGUCAUCGACUGAAGAUGUUUGUAUUGAAUUAAACAGAAGGGUGUUUG